ACCAGGCUGCAGCUAAGGUGGGAGAAAAAGUCCUGGCUUGGAGAACUGAGCGGAAAAAGCUAUCCCAAUGGGUUCUUGGAAAACUCUUCUCUUCUCCCCUUUCCUUCUGUGGAGUCAAAGGAAAGGGUUGAGGUUGAUGUUCCUGUUACUGACCCUGCAUCUGGGAAACUGUGUUGAUAAAGCAGAUGAUGAAGAUGAUGAGGAUUUAACAGUGAACAAAACUUGGGUCUUGGCACCAAAGAUUCAUGAAGGAGAUAUAACACAAAUUCUCAACUCCUUGCUUCAAGGCUAUGACAAUAAACUUCGCCCAGACAUAGGAGUGAGGCCCACAGUAAUUGAAACUGAUGUUUAUGUAAACAGCAUUGGACCAGUUGAUCCCAUAAAUAUGGAAUAUACAAUAGAUAUAAUUUUUGCCCAAACCUGGUUUGAUAGUCGUCUAAAAUUCAAUAGUACCAUGAAAGUGCUUAUGCUUAACAGUAAUAUGGUUGGAAAAAUUUGGAUUCCUGACACUUUCUUCAGAAACUCAAGAAAAUCUGAUGCUCAUUGGAUAACAACUCCUAAUCGUCUUCUUCGAAUUUGGAAUGAUGGACGAGUUCUAUAUACUCUAAGAUUGACAAUUAAUGCAGAAUGUUACCUUCAGCUUCAUAACUUUCCUAUGGAUGAACAUUCAUGUCCAUUGGAAUUUUCAAGUUAUGGAUACCCUAAAAAUGAAAUUGAGUAUAAGUGGAAAAAGCCUUCUGUAGAAGUGGCUGAUCCUAAAUACUGGAGAUUAUAUCAAUUUGCAUUUGUAGGGUUACGGAACACAACUGAAAUCUCUCACACAAUCUCUGGGGACUAUAUUAUCAUGACAAUUUUUUUUGACCUGAGCAGACGAAUGGGAUAUUUUACUAUUCAGACCUACAUUCCAUGUAUUCUGACAGUUGUUCUUUCUUGGGUGUCUUUUUGGAUCAAUAAAGAUGCAGUACCUGCAAGAACAUCACUGGGUAUCACUACAGUUCUGACUAUGACAACUCUAAGUACAAUUGCCAGGAAAUCCUUACCUAAGGUUUCUUAUGUGACUGCGAUGGAUCUCUUUGUUUCUGUUUGUUUCAUUUUUGUUUUUGCAGCUUUGAUGGAGUAUGGUACCUUGCAUUAUUUUACCAGCAACAAAAAAGUUAAGACUACUAGAGAAAGAAAGCUAAAAAAUAAGGCCUCGAUGUCUUCUGGACUCCAUCCAGGAUCUACUCUCAUUCCAAUGAAUAGCCUUUCUCUGCCGCAAGAAGAUGAUUAUGGGUACCAGUGUUUGGAGGGCAAAGAUUGUGCCAGCUUCUUCUGUUGCUUUGAAGACUGCAGAACAGGAUCAUGGAGGGAAGGGAGGAUACAUAUACGCAUUGCCAAAAUUGAUUCCUAUUCUCGAAUAUUUUUCCCAACAGCUUUUGCCCUGUUCAAUCUGGUUUACUGGGUUGGCUAUCUUUACUUAUAAAUUCUACUUACUAGGCAAAACUCAUAAGAAGUAUGACUAAAUCCAAUAUAAUCGACUGUCCUUCAAUAACAUGAAGUUUAAAUUUAAAAUGCAGAGAAACCAAUGGUUAAAAUGUGAAUAGUUAUUUUAACUAUUUUACAGCUUUCUUAGGUAAAGUAGCAGCUUUCAGAUUAAUAUACGUAAAUUUAUGUAAAACAGAUUAGUUUCAAAAUUCAGUAUAUUAAAAUAGUAUUAUAUAUUUGUACUUUAAUUUUCUUUAUUUUUACAUAUAUCCAUUAUGAUUUUGAAUUUAUAAGUUCUGUGAUUCAUAUUUCAAAUAUGGAAUAAUUUUAAUAUAUAUUUUAUUUAAACAUAACCUAUCGUUUGUAAUGGUAGCUUAAUCUAAUGCCUAAUAUUUAUGUAAUAUGUUUUUGCUUAGAAAAUAUUGUUAAUGUGAUUUUUUUUUGCUUUUUAUUUUUAUGCUCUGUUUGGAAUAGAGCUAGUUGAAAACAUAUGAAACAUAUGAAAACAACGAUUUCAUUGGAUUGACUUCCAAGAAACUUUAUUCCCAAAAAGAAAUUAAUUUUUUUUUUAAUUUUUUUAUUAUUUAAAAAAGAAAAGACCAUUUUACCUUAUCUUUGAUCCAGUUUAUUUCCUGAUGAAACAUUAAAUAAAACUCCAGUUAUAUCUAGGUUUGGUGAUUUACAAACUAAGAUGGAAACCAUCAAAGUAAUUUAAAUACAAGGUGAAAAAAAAUGAAGAAUAUUACAUUUAACCAUUUUAUUCUCUGCCGCAAACGUUUAUGAAGAAUGAAGAGAUUAUCACUGAAGUGUUUAGAUCUACCGACCCUGAAAUUAAAUACAGAAAGAACUGACUUUUUCUUAACCCUCUACAAAAAUGUUACAUUCCUUAAAUUAACCAAAAACAUUGAGGAACAGGGCUUGUAUUUGCUCAUUGUGGCUAAAGAAUUAUUAUCUAGCAAAUUGAUUUGAAAUGCAUAUUGAGGAUAUGGUCUUAAUUACCUACUAUUAACAUUUUUCAGACCAGAAAUGUUCUGGAAACACAGUCUUAGGCUUGUGUUCUGUAUCACCUUUUCCAGUUCCUAAAUUUGGACUUGGUCAGCUUUACGACUUUGUUAUCAAUUUUAAUGAUAUUCUCUUUUCUUAGAAGAUGUGAGCAGGCACAAAAAUCAUGUUAAAGGUGGAGUUCUGUUAGAGGCAACUCUAAAGAAGAUGAGUGUGUGGAGCUCUCUCAAUUCUGAGAGGAACAAAAAUAGUCUUACUAUAGUUUAAAGCCUGUUGCUUAAUAGUUUCCAAAAUGUCUGUUUUGUUAAGAGGCGAGAUAAAUUUAGGCUUUAAUUAAUCUAUUCCUGUAACUAGUUGGGCAUAUCAACUAUUUAUAAGAACUCCCUAUUCAUUCACCAUUACCUAAAUAUCUGUAAAAUCACCAGAGUGAUCUUGAAGAUAGCCUUUAAAAAUUGUUUCCAUUGUCAAGAGCAACUAUCAGGAUGAAUAAUUUUGUGAUCAAGGCCUAUCUUAUGGUAUGUGGAGGAAGCUAUCACCUGUGCGCCUGACACCACGUGGAUAGUGAAUACAUGUGUAUGCUUUGGCAUGGUUAUACUUAUGUUUUUAGAAUAUAUAGUGUUUUUUUUAAUCUAAAUAUGUUUCAUUAUGUAUCCAGCACCUACAUCUGAACUUUCUCACUUUGCUUAUAAAUCUUGGAAAAACGUAAGCAUGAAUUAAAUGAUAUUGCCCAAAUAUCCACCGACACUCCUUUUUUCUGAAUGGAGAGCCAAAUUCAACUUUGGCCAUGUAUAUAUUCACUUACAAAGUGCUCAUGCAUUCAUUGUUAUAACGUUGAGUAUUGAUGGAUAUUCUUAACGUAAACAUUCAUUUAAUGAUAAAUGAAAAAUGAAGUACCAAUGAAGAAUAAAUCAUUUCACUAAAAUGUAUCAUGGCUAUUUCCAUGUUUUAAGCUAUAGCCUGCUCAUUAUCAUGGAGGCAGCUUUAAUUCUGGGAUUCUUUCAAGUCUAUCAGCAUGACCCUAUUUUAAAAUUCUUAAAAAUGCUUAAUACUAAUAGCUUUGAUUUUCUCACUGGUGUUCCAUUAACUUGGCUUUAAAUGUUGACAGUAUUUACAAGAGGAAAUAAAAUAUGAUAUGAUGACAAAAAUAUGACAGAUGCUUUCUAUAUACAUUCAUUGUAUAUAUCAUCAAAACUAGUGCUUUGUUUUCAAAGCCAGUGGCAUUUUGAACAGUUCUGUUUAAACAAGCAGAUCAGAAAGGGAAGUGUGUAAAAAUCUUAUUAUUUCUCAAAAUGAGAAUGAAAAGGUGAAAAUGCAGUUAGAUUAUUUUUACAAGAAAUCAAGUAGAGCUUACUUUCAAAGUGUAUGCAGUCUAAUCCCUGUUUCUCUCUUCUUUCAAGUAUUAGUUUUAUCAUCUUGAGAAAUAAUUUUUUUAAAAUCCUCCUCUUUCUCCAGGUGAGUUAUAUCUUAAUUUUAUUGGAUUCACUGGUACUUGUGUUUCCUGACAGAUUUAAAUGUUUUUAACACUAAUAUAGAC
Molecule: messenger RNA, 4000 nt
Organism: Physeter macrocephalus (sperm whale)
Lineage: Eukaryota; Metazoa; Chordata; Mammalia; Artiodactyla; Physeteridae
Gene: GABRG1
Product: gamma-aminobutyric acid type A receptor subunit gamma1
Exons: 9
Coding region: 68-1462 (464 amino acids)
Biological process (GO): nervous system process; signal transduction; regulation of postsynaptic membrane potential
Cellular component (GO): plasma membrane; postsynapse; synapse
Molecular function (GO): GABA-A receptor activity; GABA-gated chloride ion channel activity; inhibitory extracellular ligand-gated monoatomic ion channel activity
Source: RefSeq, a predicted model, not a curated record